Chinchilla lanigera (long-tailed chinchilla) is the source of this 871-nucleotide messenger RNA. RefSeq names its product succinate dehydrogenase complex assembly factor 3 (gene Sdhaf3). The transcript has 2 exons. Bases 450 to 827 code for a protein of 125 amino acids. NCBI's taxonomy places the organism in Eukaryota, Metazoa, Chordata, Mammalia, Rodentia, Chinchillidae. Gene Ontology annotation, cellular component: mitochondrion; mitochondrial intermembrane space. The record is from RefSeq and is a predicted model, not a curated record. Gene Ontology annotation, biological process: succinate metabolic process; mitochondrial respiratory chain complex II assembly.
GAUUCGUUUUUAAUCUCCGACCAAUCAGAAUCUUUUAGGAUGGUGGCCCUGGAGCCAGUACACUUAAAAGUCCUCCCAGUACUUCUUCCACAGCAGAGGCGACUUGGGCCUUUAAUAGGAAGAAAAGGGACGCAGCUGAGUGGAAAAGAUGAUGCGGGGGUAGGGUCAAGCAACAAGGCACAGACGCCAACGCCACAGCCCGGCAGAAACGACGCGAUGAACUCCAACAACUUCACAAAGGCCACGCUCCAACAGAGAAGGAUCCGCCCAUUUUCGAUCCUCCGCCAAGCGCGAGUUUCCGGAGGGACCUGAUUGUAGGGCGGACCAAACCGGAUGAAGGUCGAGCGCUUUCCGGUUCUCCCCUUGGUGGCUUCUGGUUGGGGGAAGGGGAGGGUCGCGGAGACGCGCCCAUUUUGCGCAGGCGCCGUUGGAGAGCCACGCGCGGUGCAAUGCCGGGGAGGCACGUUUCGCGGGUCCGGGCCUUGUAUAGGCGCAUCUUGCAUCUGCACCGGCUUCUGCCCUUGGAUCUCAAAGCCCUGGGAGACCAGUACGUAAAGGAGGAAUUUAGGAGACAUAAGACCGUUGGUUCUGAGGACGCCCAGCGUUUCUUGCAGGAAUGGGAGGUUUAUGCAGCAACAUUAAGGCAACAAGCUAACGAAAACAGACAAAAUUCAACUGGAGAAGCAUGCUUUGGCACCCCCCUCUCAGAAGAAAAACUUAAUGACUUCCGUGAUGAACAAAUUGGACAGUUACAGGAACUGAUGCAAGAAGCCACCAAACCCAACAAGCAAUUUAGUAUUACUGAAUCUACAAAAACAAAAUUGUAGUAAAUAUAAUAAAGUUUUAAAAAGCAUGCAAAUUUCAUAGAAAA